Molecule: messenger RNA, 795 nt
Organism: Suillus discolor
Lineage: Eukaryota; Fungi; Basidiomycota; Agaricomycetes; Boletales; Suillaceae
Exons: 4
Coding region: 1-795 (264 amino acids)
Source: RefSeq, a predicted model, not a curated record
AUGACCUACAUGUGUCUAGUGAGGAUGAAGCCAGGGCGCGAUGAGCGCACUUACAACAACCCUUUGAUGGAUUGUUCAAGCAUGGGUGAAUCAAAGACCAUUCACAUUACCUUUGAAGACCUGGAUGUCCUGUCCGCUCAUGACCGGUUGGGGGAUGGGAAUGGAUUGAAGGCCGUCCACUUCCAAACCGAGGGUGACCACCGGUCAUUGGACUUGGGUUUUCCCGCGUCAGAUGACGACCGGAUAACCGACACUCGCAACCACCCACAGCCGGACAUCUUGGAUAUGCAAUUCCCCACCAUGUCUGACGAUGAACAGUCACAUGACGAGAUGCUGGAAUUAGGAUUUCCACCAGAGUCGGACGUCGAAGAUGUGCUAGAUUUGGGGUUUGAUAUUGACGUCAGUGAUUCAGCCGGUAACACAGAUGGGGCUCUGGAGAUGGGGUUCGACAUCGACGUUAGCGAUCCGGCCGGACACACAGAUGGGGCACUGGAGAUGGGCUUCGACACCAAUGAUAUCAUGCCGGAUGACAACCCUCUGGAGAUGGGUUUUGAUGUGGAUCCGGCACAAUUUGACCCGGAUCAAUCUUUUGCUGUCAUUCGACCGGAUCCCAUUGGAUUUGUAAUCCAGCGGGCUGUAGGCGAUUUGCGGAUUGCAAUGCACCGGUUGGACAUGGACCGGGCGAGCAAUGCAAUGUCGCCGGACGAGGCCAUUGCAAGACAGCAAGUUCUUGACAGCACACAAGAGUUGUUGCUGGCAUGUCAACUGAUAUCCAUAUCUCGACUUGCAACAUGA